Messenger RNA from Aspergillus mulundensis, 2604 nucleotides. RefSeq lists its product as uncharacterized. Lineage: Eukaryota; Fungi; Ascomycota; Eurotiomycetes; Eurotiales; Aspergillaceae. The record is from RefSeq and is a predicted model, not a curated record. The transcript has a single exon. Gene Ontology annotation, biological process: transmembrane transport. Bases 1 to 2604 code for a protein of 867 amino acids. Gene Ontology annotation, molecular function: transmembrane transporter activity.
AUGGCCGGCGGGUAUUUCGAUCUGCCCAUCACCACCCCCUCUCAGCGCUCGAGCCUCACCGAUGUAUCUGGGGGAGAUGACCGAUCUCCUCCUGGGCCGCGCGUAUCGCCUUCAGAGGGCUCCAAUGAGAACCUGACGGAGCGCUCGACUCUCGACCCCGGCGGAGCUCAGGGCAGGCAGCGGAAUGCAGGCAUUUUGAAGAGCGCAAACCGCGUCAAGUUCACCGUCGGCGACGCCAGCCCGGCCCUGCCAUCCACGUCACAAGGAAGGAAUCCGCCACUGCCACAGAAACCGCAGCCCGCUGCCAGCAUUCCGGCGUAUGAGCGCAGCGCACCCGAUCCCCACCCCUUUCCCAAUGGGGAACUUGGCUCGAGCUUCUCUGUCGGUAUCACAGGUCACUCCAGGGAUAGCUCCCCGAGGAUCGCUGCCGAUGAUGAAGUCAGCAAUGAGAAGGGCAGGGCCAUCCACUCAGCCUACUCCGCGCAGGAGCGAGCCCAGAAACUGGCCUCCCAUUUAGGACGUCCCUCGAAGUCUCCCAGCCAGAGUCCGUGGCCCAGUCUGCCGUCAUCUGUUGCUUCGUCUCCCACCGAGGCGUCACAGCCAUUUGAGGAUGCUGAUGACAUUCCCAUGAUCAGACUCCCUGAAAAGCAGUUCGACUACCCCUCGGAUGAAGACGACGACCACUACGGGCUAGUAGAUGGACGCCCUCACAACCGCACCUCUGAAGCUCACCAGCUUGUCCAACAGAUGACUCGCAGAGACUUUAACCUUUUGAACCGUAUCCGUGCUCCGUCUCCGGGCCUGCGCUCUGGUCAGGUCACUCCUAUUGAGGAACGAGACCCUGACGCCUACGUCCAGCGCCCUUCCCACUAUCGCGGCGGCAUUUUAUCCUCGCUCCUGAAGCUCCACGAGCAACCGACCCUCAACCUCUCUCGGGGCCGUUAUGGGCACUCCCGCCAGAGCAGCUCUAGCGACCUGAGUGCUCGUGGCCUGUCCCCGGACCCUUCCUGGCGCCAGAAGCCUAGGAAGUGGUACGAGAAGACGCCCAACCAGUCCAACAUUUCACUGUCUGGCUCGACGGCCAAAGGCUCCAUCAGCUCGCCGUUCUCGAUGCUCAAACGCUCUCGCAGUAGCGGGGCUGUCCCUGGGAUGCAAAAGCGCAUGGGGAAGCCCCAGCUCGAGGAUGAAAUCCGCAUCACUGUCCAUAUCGCUGAACAGCUCGCGCGCCAAAAGUAUCUGCUCAUUCUUUGCAAGGCUUUGAUGAAGUUUGGCGCUCCUACCCAUCGACUGGAGGAAUACAUGAAGAUGACGGCUCGUGUAUUGGAGAUCAAUGCCAACUUUUUGUAUUUGCCUGGCUGUAUGAUUGUUUCCUUUGACGAUGUCUCUACCCACACCACAGAGGUGAAGCUUGUUCGCGUGAACCAGGGCGUUGACCUAGGGAAGCUUUCUGACGCCCAUACCGUCUACAAGGAAGUCGUCCACGAUGUGAUUGGGGUAGAGGAGGCCAUGCAGCGGCUUAGCAAGCUGAUGCAAAAGGACAACCAGUAUCCGAUCUGGCUUCUUAUUCUGCUCCACGGCUUUGCCAGUGCAUCCGUCGGUCCGUUUGCCUUUGGCGCUCGUCCCAUCGACAUGCCCAUCGCAUUUGUCCUUGGGUGUCUCCUAGGCAUUCUUCAACUCGUCCUCUCCCCUCGCUCCCACCUCUAUUCCAACGUCUUCGAGAUCUCCGCCGCCGUCCUAACCUCCUUCCUCGCCCGCGCAUUCGGCAGCAUCCCCUACAAGGGCGGCCAUCUCUUCUGCUUCUCAGCCCUAGCCCAAUCCUCCAUCGCCCUCAUCCUCCCAGGAUAUCUCGUCCUUUGUGCCAGCCUCGAGCUCCAAUCGCGCAGCAUUGUCGCCGGCUCCGUCCGCAUGGUCUACGCCAUCAUAUACUCCCUCUUCCUCGGUUUUGGCAUCACAAUUGGCACCGCCGUCUACGGUCUCCUAGACCCUCACGCCUCGACAGAUUAUACCUGCCCUCCCAGCCCCAUUACAAACGAGUACCUGCAACGCUUUCCCUUCGUCGUCAUCUUCACAUUCUGCCUCGCCACGGUCAACCAGGCCAAAUGGAAGCAGAUUCCCGUGAUGCUCGUCAUCGCCUUCGCGGGGUACAUCACAAACUACUUUGGUGCGAAGCGCUUCUACUCCUCCACGCAGGUCUCCUCCGCCCUCGGCGCGUUCGUCGUCGGCGUCAUGGCAAACCUCUACUCCCGUCUCCGGCACGGUCUAGCAGCCGCAGCGAUGCUCCCUGCCAUCUUCGUGCUUGUCCCGUCAGGCCUCGCAGCAAGCGGGUCACUGAUUUCUGGCAUCGCCUCAGCCGGCCAGAUCACUGCACAACAGACCCCGUUUUCCGUGCCUAGCAACGGCACGCAGGGGUUUGUCGACGCGGCCAAGAACAUGACCAAGGACUACCACCAGCAGAGUUACCAGGAGAAUCCCUUCCAGGGUGUCGUCUUCGAUAUUGGAUACGGCAUGGUCCAGGUUGCUAUUGGAUUCACCGUGGGACUAUUCCUUGCUGCGCUGGUGGUUUAUCCCUUGGGCAAGAAGCGCAGUGGGCUUUUCAGCUUUUGA